AUGUCAAGUUGGAGCAGCAUGAAGACGCGAAUAACCGCCUCGGUGCGCACCACAAAUCGCAUGAAUGCGCUGCUCUCCGAAUCGAUGCUAACCCGUCGACGGGCCCUCCAGCAUCCCAGCGGGGAGGGCGAGCUGGUCGACGGAGAGCGCAAGGAGAAGCCAAAAAAUGAUUGGAAAUUCUUUCACACCAAUUUCAAUAUGGAACGUGCGCAGAAAAUCAUCGAAGAUUGCAUUGAGGAGCGUCUGCUGUGGGAUCGAUUCAGUCGCAAUUUUGACUCGUGGCGAGCUUUGCAGCUGGUGGAGAGCCUGGCGGCGGAAAUACGCGAUCGGGUCAAGAAGUUAAACCACAGACGGCAUCGCAUCGUUUGUCUGCUGUCCAUCGUGGAGAAACAGAAUCAGGGCAUCUACAUGAGCAUGUGCCACCUGAUGGACGAGAAGCGGGAUAAUUUUACGCAAUUUGUAUUCGAACGGCCCACAUACUUUAUGAUUGUUGUGCUCUACCUGGUGUACCAGGACUAG
Scaptodrosophila lebanonensis is the source of this 519-nucleotide messenger RNA. RefSeq names its product tctex1 domain-containing protein 2. Gene Ontology annotation, molecular function: dynein intermediate chain binding. The transcript is spliced from 3 exons. The record is from RefSeq and is a predicted model, not a curated record. Gene Ontology annotation, biological process: microtubule-based movement. Lineage: Eukaryota; Metazoa; Arthropoda; Insecta; Diptera; Drosophilidae. Gene Ontology annotation, cellular component: cytoplasmic dynein complex; cytoplasm. The coding region runs from base 1 to 519 and encodes 172 amino acids.